Molecule: messenger RNA, 912 nt
Organism: Ostreococcus tauri
Lineage: Eukaryota; Viridiplantae; Chlorophyta; Mamiellophyceae; Mamiellales; Bathycoccaceae
Product: unnamed product
Exons: 1
Coding region: 1-912 (303 amino acids)
Source: RefSeq, a predicted model, not a curated record
AUGGCGGUGUCGCGCACCAUCUCGGGCGCUUCGGGCGCGCGCGCGACGCGCGAUGGACGCGCGAAAUUUCACCGAAUCGUUUUCAUCGUCGCGAGCGCGCUGUGCGUCGCGAGCGAGGGCGCGAAGGCGGUGAUGGCGCGACGCGGGCGAACGACCGAGGUGACGAUGACGGACGCGUUCGGGGCGAGAGGGACGACCGAGGACGAUUCGCGCGCGGUCGAUGGCGCGGGAGGGGUGGGGCGACCGCGCGUGGACGCGACGCGCGCGGACGCGCGGAUGGGAGCGGACGGGGGCGGGGCGGCGGCGGAUGGACGCGCGGCGCGCGACUCGGCGACGUCGACGACGAAAACGGUUCGGGUGAGAGAGUGCGGCUCGCCCGCGAUCGAUGGGUACGCCAAGGUGAAUUUGACGUGCAUGGCGGAGAGCGCGACGGCGCGAGAGUGGGAUGGGUCGAAAGAGGCGCGGGCCAGACUCGAGGCGCGCGUGGAGCCGCACGCGUCGUACGACGGCAUCGCGGUGCGGUGGGGGAUCAAUCACACCGUGAAGACGGCGGAGGAGUGCGCGGAGCGGUGUCGAGAGCAUGAAAUUCGACCGAAUGGACGCGGUGCGGAGGUUUUACCGUGUAACGUCUUCGUGUACUGUCCGCUGAAUGUGGACGCGGACCGAUGCUUUGAGGCGGACGCGCACGAACACUUUCCGGGCGACUGUUGGCUCAAAUUUAGCGAAACGCCGGAGAACGUCGAAGUGAAUCAACGCGGAGCGAACGACGCGCCCGGGUUCGUCAGGGAUGGUAAAACUUUCGCGCAGCGACACCCGAACGCGCCGAAUUUGACGCACUGGACGAGCGGCGUGCUCCUACCGCCAGACGUCGAGAACACUCCGGGGACGCUCGGACCGCGAGCGCAGUGGUGA